ACUGUGCAGGGACGGGAAAGCCUGGGCUGGUAAAGAAGGAACUCAAAUCGUCAGCACGGAAUUCUGGGCAGCAACUGAACCAAAACAAUGGAGUAGGGGAAUCAGUGCUGGUCUCCAGCUUUGUACAGCUGGGAUUUCCAAACAGGACCCGGCCACAGCAACUCCCUAAGAACUUUACUCUUCCAGCCGCCUGGACGUUCCUUCGCCCAAGAAUGCUUACUGCCCUUGGCCUUACAACAGAGUGUCGCGUCAAACAGGACGGGACUCAGCUCUGCUUUUGCCGCCCUGGCUACCUGUGGAAUGCUAGGCUUUGCUCCCUUUAUCCUACCUGCCACAGCGGCGUCAGAUCGGAAAGUGAUCUCUGCGCAUGCCGCAGUCUCCACGGCCCUGCUCCUGGCUACUGCCAGCCGCUGCCGCCUGUUCCUGCUGACCUAACCCUGGACUCCCAGCUGCCUCGGGACACCCUGAACCUCAUUCUCAAGACAGCGGAGGCCACCAACCUGAGGUGGUACUUGCAGCACCCAGACAACUUCAAACGCAUCUUCCUACGGCCAGGGACAAAUGUGUUCCAGAUGUCCACUCAGGGCCAGGCUGGCCUUCGCGUCGCCAGCUUAUCCCGUUACUGGACAGGUACGUAUAUGAGCAUCUUCGAGGCCCAGGGAUUCAGGCGGAGGCUGGAUCGGGCGGUGCGGGUGCCCUUGAAGAUGGAAGACGUGGUUCGGCUCCCAGACAAGCUGUCCAUCUCCUGUGCCGCCUCCACUGGCUUCCAGCUGAGCUGCUGCAUACCGCGCACAAAACUGAACUACACUGCUCUCUGGAGUCCCGGGGAGGGCAGCCAAGCCUCCUUGUAUAAUACAUCAGAUUCCCAGUGCCUGGUGCUGACUGUUCAGCGCUGCCCAGCAGCUGACACCACAUAUACCUGUACCCUUCACAGUCCGAACCUGCCUCCUCUCGUGGCUCCUGUCUCCAUCACCGUCAUCCGGGAUGGAGACACUACCUGCCCCGAGGACUUCUCAGUGGUUGCCUGGAAUGUCACCAAGGCUGGCUUCGUGGCCCAGGCCCCGUGUCCUGUGAAUAAGAGGGGCGUGAUAAAGAGGCUCUGUGGGUCUGAUGGCAUCUGGGGGCCCAUCCAGAACAGCUGCACAGAGGCAAAGAUCCUCAGCUUGUGUCUUGAAGCCCAGCUGCUGCUGGAAGGCCAGGGAAAGCCGGAGGAGGAGGUGCCGCGCAUCCUGAAAGAGCUGCAAGAGCAGGUGGGGGUGGCCAGCACCUCCUCUGACUUACGCGAAAUGCUGCACACUGUGACCUUCCUGGCCAAUGUGGUAGCAGAGACAAGAACAGAGCUUACAGACAGUGCCCUGAAGGAUCUCCUGACAACCACAGACAAGAUUCUAGAUGGGAACAUCAGCUCUCUGUGGACUCUGGCCCAGGCCCAGGAGCCCUCGAUGGGCUCAGAUUUCCUGGCGGCCGUGGAGACCCUGGUCCACAGCUUGAGCCCACAGCGGCAUCCUUUCCUCUUCCGCUCAUCUAAUGUGUUCCUGCAGAGCCAGCUCCUCAGACACAGCUCUCCUCCCGGCUACCAAAUGUCCUUCUCGGCCUGGCCCCUCCUGCAGGCACGGAUUCCAUGGCAUUCACUGGCCCCGCUGGUCCAAAACGGAACUAAUGUCAGUAUUACUAGCCUGGUACUGCAGAAACUGGACCACCGCCUGCCCUCCCACUAUGUACAAGGGCUGUGGAACACGCCGUACGCCACUCCCGGGCUGAUCCUUGUGGUCUCCAUCACAGCAGACGGCCAGGCCUUCACAAAGGCAGAGCUUCUCAUCGACUUUGCAGACAUGAACGGAACCCUGCACUGCGUCUUCUGGGACCACAGUCUCCACCAGGGUCAGGGGGGGUGGUCGGAUAAAGGGUGCCAGGUACAGGCGGCCAACGCCAGCACCGCCACUCAGUGCCUCUGCCGGCAUCUCACUGCCUUUUCCAUCCUCAUGUCCCGACACACCGUCCCGGAAAAUCCUACCCUGGACCUGCUGAGCCAAGUGGGUGUCGGGGCUUCCGUCUUGGCACUGCUCGUGUGCCUGGCCAUUUACAGGCUGGUGUGGGGCGUGGUGGUUCGGAACAAAGUCGCCUUCUUCCGCCACGCGGCCCUGUAUAACAUGGUGAUCUGCCUGCUGGUCGCAGACGCAUGCUUCCUGGGAAGCCCGUUCGUUCCUUCGGGGCACCACAGCCUUUCCUGCCUGGCCACCGCUUUCCUGUGUCACUUUUUCUACCUGGCCACGUUUUUCUGGAUGCUGGCACAGGCCCUGGUGCUGGCUCACCAACUGCUCUUUGUCUUCCAUCAGCUGUCCAAGUACUUGGUCCUCUCCCUGAUGGUGAUCCUGGGCUACCUGUGCCCACUGGGGUUCGCAGGUGUCACCCUGGGCCUCUACUUGCCUCAGAGGAAAUACCUGUGGGAGGGGAAAUGCUUGCUGAGUGGGGAUGGAGCCAUGCUGCACGCCUUCAGCGAGCCGGUGCUGGCCAUCGUCACCGUGAACGCGCUGGUCCUGGUCAUCGUUGUGCUGAAGCUCCUGAGACCGUCUCUGUCAGAGGGACCCCCCGCGGAGAAGCGCCACGCUCUUGUGGGGGUGCUUAAAGCCCUGCUUAUUCUCACGCCCAUCUUUGGCCUCACCUGGGGACUGGGUGUGGCCGUUUUAUUUGAUCCAGACUGUAUCGUCUCUCAGUACGUCUUCACCAUUCUCAACAGCUUCCAGGGUGUCUUCAUCUUAGUGUUUGGCUGCCUCACAGACAAGAAGGUACUAGAGGCCUUGCGCAAACGCUUCCGCUUCCGGGGCACCCAGUCCUCCAGUUCUGCCCUCUCCCUGGCCACAAAUGAAACCCACACCUCCGAACACAGCAAAGAAAGUGAGCAUGCCAGUUAUGAAGAAAGGAUGGCUGAUUGACAGGAGGAACCUGUGAUCUUCCAGACAUUGAAGAUGAAGGGCAGAAUUCAGUUUCUUUGGGGACAGUAUUUAGUUACAAAGUCCUUACUAAUAUAACUGCUUUAAAAAUACAU
This is a messenger RNA of Peromyscus eremicus (cactus mouse), 3046 nucleotides long. RefSeq names its product adhesion G protein-coupled receptor F3 (gene Adgrf3). Gene Ontology annotation, molecular function: G protein-coupled receptor activity. The record is from RefSeq and is a predicted model, not a curated record. Lineage: Eukaryota; Metazoa; Chordata; Mammalia; Rodentia; Cricetidae. Bases 213 to 2933 code for a protein of 906 amino acids. Gene Ontology annotation, cellular component: membrane. Gene Ontology annotation, biological process: cell surface receptor signaling pathway; G protein-coupled receptor signaling pathway. The transcript has 14 exons.